Penicillium concentricum is the source of this 1131-nucleotide messenger RNA. Its product is annotated as mitochondrial 37S ribosomal protein mS35. The transcript is spliced from 3 exons. Gene Ontology annotation, biological process: mitochondrial translation. Bases 1 to 1131 code for a protein of 376 amino acids. Gene Ontology annotation, cellular component: mitochondrial small ribosomal subunit. The record is from RefSeq and is a predicted model, not a curated record. NCBI's taxonomy places the organism in Eukaryota, Fungi, Ascomycota, Eurotiomycetes, Eurotiales, Aspergillaceae. Gene Ontology annotation, molecular function: structural constituent of ribosome.
AUGGCUUCAGCAGCUCGGUUAUUGACUCGCCCAGCUGGGCAUAUGGUCCGGAGGGGCCUCAUCGCCCCCUCUGCUCGGUACUUCUCCGCCUCGCCGCUCAAUCGCGUCCAGGAUGACCCCGUGAUUCCUCCUCCGCCGAAGGAACUCAGAGCGGAAGACUUCCCCCCAAUGCCCGAGUACUCCGUUGAUCUCCUGACCACGGAGCAGCGAUCAAUGUACGAUCUGAUGUCUCCCGAGGAGCGCGCGGCAUUCGACGAAGAGAACACCCGCAUGCGCGCCGCGGCCUUCGAAGAACUUGAGCGGAGCAUUAUGCAGAUUGACAAGGAGGAGGAUCUCCGAUUCGAAGAAAUCCGCCCCCGUCGCGCUGGUUUCUGGGCUGAGGACGAGCCUGAUGAGUUGGUCAACAUACUCGAGGACGGAGAUGAGGAAAUCAAUGAUGACGAAAUCACGUCUCUGGCACACGCAGAGAUGGAAUUGCACCGUGAAAUGAGAGAAUAUGCCCGUCUUACAGCAUGGGACAUGCCAAUGCUGAGCAAGCUCGCUAAACCAUUCACCCUGCCUCCCCCUACCCACAUCCUCCGCUUCCGCUACACUACUUACAUGGGCGAACAGCACCCGGCCGAGCCCAAGGUCGUUAUGGAGCUUGCAUCCCAAGAUCUGACCCCCAAGUACCUCACCGAAGCCCAGCGCCAAACAUUCCUCAAGCUGGCUGGUGUGCGAUACAACCCGCAGACCGAUAUCAUCCGCAUGUCGAGCGAGAAAUUCGGCUCGCGUGCCCAGAACAAGCGCUACCUGACAGAUGUCGUUAACUCGAUGAUCAAGGAGGCCAAGGAAGGUGACUCCUUCGCCGAUAUUCCCCUCGACCUCCGCCACCACAAGUACAAGACCAGACUUCAAUUCCCCGAACACUGGAACAUGACCGAGGCCCGUCGGAAUCAGCUGGAGGCGCGGCGCAAGGAGCGUCUAUCUGCCGAGGAGACGCGAGCUGCCCUUGUGGACGGUAAUACGGUUGUCUCGGAUGCUAUCAAGGCUCUGCCCUCACUCAACCCUGCUCUCCAGGCCAAGGCUGCCGAAGAGCGGGAACGCGUUGCUGUCAAGGUUGGCGCGCGGAAAAAGGUGGCUCGCCGGUAA